Molecule: messenger RNA, 486 nt
Organism: Miscanthus lutarioriparius
Lineage: Eukaryota; Viridiplantae; Streptophyta; Magnoliopsida; Poales; Poaceae
Source: the annotation of a GenBank genome assembly
AUGGCCACAACGCCAGGACCCAAGCGCGCAACUCGCGCGGCCAGUUUGCCCCCCGCGCCCGAGCUGUACGUCCUCUCCGACUUCGACUCCGACGACGAUGUCAAUCCGGCCGCAAUGCGGUUGGCAUUGGAGGCUCUGGAGACUGGAAGAAAGCGCGGCAAAGGGGAGGUUCCUGAUGACAGUGACGAGGAAGAUGACUCUUUGUCGGAUGCAUCAAGUGCAAAGAGCAAAUCCUCCCCUCAUUUCGAUCCUUUUCUGCGCCAUAUAAUUACUGUGUUGAUUAUGUGCCGUCAGAUGUUUUCAAGUAAUGAAACAGUACUGAUGUUAAAGGAACUAGGGCACCACGACGCCGGCUGUAGGGAAUUCAAGGGCCACGACGACGCCGGCUGCAGGGAGGCCGCGACAACGCUGCUGGCUGUAGGGAGGGCUGCCACCACGUUGGCUGCAGGGCCGGUCGCGAGCCCGCGACGCCGCCUGGGAAAUUGA